Molecule: messenger RNA, 267 nt
Organism: Clonostachys rhizophaga
Lineage: Eukaryota; Fungi; Ascomycota; Sordariomycetes; Hypocreales; Bionectriaceae
Source: the annotation of a GenBank genome assembly
AUGCCGGCCGAGCCCAACCCGGCCACAGCCCUCCCCAUGAUGAGCAUGUUCGAAGAUGUGGCAGUCCCGCAGAACAAGGAGCCCACUAUGGAGAUGAUGUUGGCGAUCAGGAACAGAUACUUGACGGAAAACAAAGUACGAAUACCAGCCCACGUCAGUAACGGUGUGGAAAUGGUCAGUGAUGCUGGGAACGGCCGUGGCGACGAUAUUCAUGUCUAUGCUCGUGAGAACGAGAACCCCGCUCACGGACAGAAGGAUGAGCCAUAG